This is a messenger RNA of Cheilinus undulatus (humphead wrasse), 2221 nucleotides long. RefSeq names its product phosphorylated adaptor for RNA export (gene phax). Gene Ontology annotation, cellular component: nucleus. Bases 146 to 1351 code for a protein of 401 amino acids. The transcript is spliced from 2 exons. NCBI's taxonomy places the organism in Eukaryota, Metazoa, Chordata, Actinopteri, Labriformes, Labridae. Gene Ontology annotation, biological process: snRNA export from nucleus. The record is from RefSeq and is a predicted model, not a curated record.
UUUCUUCAGGAGGUCCUAAGUUUGUGUGUAGAUUGUCAACCUCGCUUAUAUAGUUCAUAGUGAGCGAAAGAGCCGAAGAAGGCUUAAUUAUUAUUUACUUUGGAUGGAAAUAUCGGCUGCUGUGUCUCAUAACUGAAGACGAGAAAUGGCAGAUGGUGGAGAUUUAAUGGAUGGUGAUCUGGAGGAUGGAGAGAUCUCCGGGUCCAGCUCUGAUAAUGAGAUGGGGACAGCAGCAGCACAGCCUCGACCCCAGCCCCCUCCUCCAGCUUUUAGUGGUCAGUCCUUCUCCAGCAGAGCUGCACCCCAGCCCUCUGCAGCCGCCUACCGCAGCACCUCAAGGCCAGUAGAGUCCAGCGACAGUGACCAUGACUCCUCAGACGAGGAGGCUGCUCUCUGGCGCAGAAAACGCCAGAAAGUGACCAACAAUCCUCAGCCACCUUCCAGCAACAUCCGCAUGCCCACUCCAGGCGCCCAUGGGGGCCGCAAAGUGAACAACAUCUGGGGCUCUGUGGUGCAGGAGCAGUGCCAGGAUGCCGUGGCUGCAGAACUGGGUAUAUUCGGCAUGGAGGGGGAGGUCAAUAUGUCUAGCAGGAAUGUGGAGACAUAUAACUUUGUUCUGGCUAAAAAGAUGAUGGAGAAGGAGAGGCAGAUGGAGAAGCAGGGAAAGGAUCAAGGAGAGGUGAGCAUGCUGGAUGCACAACUAGAGGAGUACAUGAAAGAGAGGAACACGGGAGGGGAUGCAAAGAGGAAAAGGUCGGCUAAAGAAAGACUGGGCCCCAGAGCUGAGAUGGACAUCAAGGGCCGGUAUGAGAUCACAGAGGAUGACCCUGAGGAAAAGGUGGUGGAUGAGAUCGCAUACAGGCUGCAAGAGCCUAAAAAGGACCUCAUAGAGCGUGUAGUUCAAGUCAUCGGGAAGAAAAAAGCUAUAGAGCUCCUUGGAGAAACCGCCACGCUGGAGGAAUCCGGCGGAGUGUACACGAUGGAUGGAAGCAGGCGACGAACGCCAGGUGGAGUGUUUCUGAACUUGCUGAAGAACACGCCGAGCAUCAGCAAAACCCAGGUCAAGAAGAUCUUCUUUGACGAGCAGCAGAAGGAGUGCAAGAGCAAGAAGGCGGCUCAGAAGAGGAGGCGGCACUUGGUGGCAAAGAAAAUGAAGCAGGCCAUCGGCACGCUGAACCUCCAGGAGCAUGACGACGUCUCCAGGGAGACUUUCGCCAGUGAUACCAACGAGGCCUUGGAGUCGUUAGAGGAGGCCGCGGAGGAGGAGGAAGAGGAGGCGCACGAGGAAGCUGCUGUGGGGAUUGAAGAGACGGCGGUGGUUUACAACUCUGCAGAUCUGGAGGUUUUCUGACGAACAAACUGUCAGGGUUAGAGUGAGAACACUUUGAAUUAAAGUUUAAGCACUGCGUAGGAAGAUUCUCUACUGAGAUCAGAAUCACACCUUUUUUUGUUUUAUAUUUUAAGAGAAAAUAUGUUAACAAGUAAUUUGUUUGGAACUGCAUGGGUUUACAAAAUUAAGCAUUUAUAACUACUGCAAUGUGUGAUUAAAUGUUUACUGUUAAAUCCAUGUCUUUUGACAAAAUCUUGGAGUAACAGUGAAGCCCUGUUGUUGAUUCCUGAAGAGCUUUUCUUUGUUAUGAUAAGUUAAGGAGGUCUUGAUUUACUAAAUUCCUUUGUUUGUCUGCGAAUGGAAUAUAAAUAAAGGUGAAUCUGGCAGAGAUACUUGAAAAUGAAUCUGCACACUCCGCUCAUUCAAUGCCAGUCACAAGGGAUGUAGCAAUAUUUAAACAUUUAAUACAAAUAUGGACAAUUUAUAUCAAUUUGAUAAAGAUACAUGUUGUGAAAGUGUUUUAAAAUCUGUUGUCAUGAUCUGAUGUAAACAGUCAAUUCUGACAGUUAAAGGGGGCUAGGGACUGGAGGAUGCAAGGAAACUUGUGCCACUAGUUUGAUAGUUUAUUUUAUAGAGCUGAUGAUUCCCUGGGAGGACUGAGGUCCCAGGGUUUUGAGGCAAAAUUAGCAACUCCAAACAUCUUAAAUAUGAGACGCCAUUUCAGAAAGAGUUGAGAGAAUUUUUAAUGUUUGUGACAGUCAAAUGAUGCAUGUCAAAGUUUGAGGUUUAUUCUGACUUCACUGGGUGAAAGGAAAAAAAUGAAACCACAGAAGAAAAAAAUGUGGUAUAUCAAGAAAGAAUAAAUGAAGGAAGACAAAUACAUAGUCUUGU